Ceutorhynchus assimilis (cabbage seed weevil) is the source of this 2768-nucleotide messenger RNA. NCBI's taxonomy places the organism in Eukaryota, Metazoa, Arthropoda, Insecta, Coleoptera, Curculionidae. The record is from the annotation of a GenBank genome assembly.
UCUUUGUACACCAAAUAAAUCUCAUAUAGGUACUUCACAAACACGAAAAUCUAAUUAAACCUAAUUAUAUCCAAAACAAACAUAUUCUUUAUGCAAUACACACAAAAUACAUUUUCUGAUAACAAUAACGCAGGCAUAUAAAAGAAAAUGAUUCCAGAAACCACUUCAGUUCCCAUAAAGUUAUAAUCGUGGUGUUCCAAAAAUGGCCUUCUAUGAAACAUUUCGUUGGAUGGCAAUGUUCGGUAAAAUAUUAGGUCAUCUUCCAGUGCAAAACGUUUUCGGUUCAGAUUCUUCAUUGUUGUAUUACAAACCUCUUAGUUGGGCUACGUUGUAUGCUAGUUGCUUGUAUAUGGGACCCUGCAUUUCGCUUUUUUCCACUUUCAUAAGAGCUGAUUAUGACAUAAAAAUUUCCCGUAAAUUUUAUAACAUUGUAACAGUUCUUCUGUUAAGUAUGCUUAUCAGAUCUCUUUUUUGUUUUGUUUAUUGUCUUAAGCAUCACGCCAAGCACGUUCCCAAGUUGAUAAAGUUAUUGGAUUCUUUUGAUAGGCAUAGAGAUCAAGCGCUUAUACGAACAAAGCAUUCAAAAAUACUUAAAAUUUUCACAGGAGUUGUUGCCCCUAUGAUAUUUACACUUGCAUGUUCAUCAUUUUAUUUUGUAAGAAGCUUUCUAUUGGUUGAAAAUAUUUACGUUGCUCCACGUGGUGCAUUUUUGAUACCACCAUUUUUUGGAAUAAAUUGUAUAUGGCACUUCAUACCGCCCCUCUAUUACGUCUAUUUUUCUGUUAAAAUUGCUAGUGGGUUUCAUCAAAUUAACAACAAUUUGCUCUACAAACGUUACGCUGUAAGUUUUUUCGUGGAAGGACAACAAAAGUUUGACAACGACAUGGCUGAUCACUUAUCGAAAAUCCGUUUGCUGCAUAAUCUUCUUUCUGAAGCCACAAUGCGUCUGAGCAGGUGUUAUGGAGGAUUUUUAGCAAUCAAUAAUUUAUUUUUAAUUGUUGCUGUGGUUGUGAAUUUAUCAGCUUAUAUUUGUGUUACGAAUGAUGUUAAUCUUAUUUCUUUGGUGUUAAUUGAUGGGAUUUAUUUUCUUGGCAUGACUUUGCUGGCGAAUAUUAUAAAGAAAAGGGGUGCCAAAGUCGCUAGGCUUUUCCAAGGUAUCCCAACUUCAGCCCUUUCUGAUAGAAGCCGAGAAGAAAUACAGUUAUGGUUGAUGCAACUCUCAGUUCAUCCUGUUCAAGUCAACGCUGCAGGCUAUUUUAUCUUGGACAAAAGUCAAACCUUUGAGGUUUUGUCAUCAAUAGCUACUUAUUUGAUCGUAGCUGUCCAAUUGCUGCAAGAAGAGGACACUAAAAAGACAAACGUGACUGUUUUUUAUGACGAAUUAAAAUAAUAAGUACAUAUUAGCUAUUAUAAUAAUGUAUUAUAUAUUAUUUAGUUGUUCCUUUGAAAUAAAAUAAAUAAGUAUAAUAAUUGACACACCUAAAUUAGGUAAUAUAUUAGGUAUAUCUUUUACAAGGCUAUAAUUACAAAAAAAAAAUCUAUCAUUGACCUGAAAAAUAUAUUAUAAAGAGACUUUGGUACAAUAAUUAUUGAAUAAUAAUUAAUUUCAAUCUCGACUAUUACGCUUAAAAUAUAAAUUAUUUUUGUGGUUGUUACUCUGUUUUUUUGACCUCCUCAGAUAUUUCAUUUUCCUCUAUCUAAAACAAUAAUAAUUAUUAAAAUCAAACAAAUAAAUAAUAACAUUAUAGAUUCGUACUUCUCUGUUUAGAAGCUGGGUGCUCAACCUUUGACCCAUAACCAUAAUUCUAUACUGUAGCUUCACUUUUUCGUGAAUUUUAAUUGGUAUAACCAUUAUAGUUGUAAGAGUAUUUCCCAAAAAUAAAAUUAAAAACAUAGCACACAAAACUGGCACCUGAAAUAUACAAAUUUUCGAAGGAAAAUUUUUUUUUAAAAAAACUUACAUGCCAAGUAGCACUGGGAUAAAAGCUUAAUUCAUACAAAACAUAUGCAUUAUACAAUGUGAAAAUGUAACCACCAAACAAAAAUGGAUAAAGGAAGCUCAAUCCUCGCCACAUCCAAGAAUGGAAGCCUUCUAUUGUUAUAUCCAUAUUGUGCCUUUCUCCUAAAGCUUUUAGCCUAUACAAAACACCUCUUUGAUACCUAAAUUGCAAAUAUUGAACAACACCUAAAAUUUCAAGAUAUUUACCAAAUACCUACAACUAAUUGAAAAACUUACUCAAAUAAACAUUAAAUAACAUAAAUUGAUUCCUGAAACCAAGCCAUGUAUCAUUAUCGGGCCAAAUAAGUAAAAUUCCUGCAGCAGCUGUAGAGAAGAAAUGAUGAAAUCGCCACCAACCCUUUAUCCUAGACCCAUUUAAUUUGAGGAUACUCUCUCUAAUUGUUAAUGUGCAAUAGUACCAUACUAAUAGAAAAAUAUAGCUUAAUUCUAGAGCUCUAAAUCUCACAAAGUAGUUAAAAACGGCCAUGGAAAAACCAAUACAACUCAGAAUCAGCUUGAAUUUUUCAUAUUCAUCUUUGUAUUUGAAUCUGAAACAAUAAUUAUUUUGUAGGAAAUAGGGACAAAUUUAGCUUUACUUACUUGUCUUCUUUAUUCAGAAUCGAAACAUUCACAUUGCCUAAAAUAAUUUUCAAAUAUAAGCCAUUUUCUUUUGGUAAAGUUUGCUCGACUUCAUGAAGUUGAGCUUUUCUUUUCAGGAUGUUACUUUGCAAUUCCUUUAUCUGCUCUAAGUUUUCUUUGGUUUUGGCUA